Betta splendens (Siamese fighting fish) is the source of this 5616-nucleotide messenger RNA. RefSeq names its product gamma-aminobutyric acid type A receptor subunit gamma3. Bases 694 to 2034 code for a protein of 446 amino acids. The transcript is spliced from 9 exons. Gene Ontology annotation, cellular component: dendrite membrane; synapse; postsynapse. The record is from RefSeq and is a predicted model, not a curated record. Gene Ontology annotation, molecular function: transmitter-gated monoatomic ion channel activity involved in regulation of postsynaptic membrane potential; GABA-gated chloride ion channel activity; GABA-A receptor activity. NCBI's taxonomy places the organism in Eukaryota, Metazoa, Chordata, Actinopteri, Anabantiformes, Osphronemidae. Gene Ontology annotation, biological process: nervous system process; regulation of postsynaptic membrane potential; chloride transport.
AAUUAGCAGCGUUUAGCAGCUGCACUGGAGCACUUUGAUAUUCAAGCUUUGAACUGAAUAUGUGGCAGAUAAGAAGAGAACCGAAGAGAGACACAACACCUGCGCUCAAUCUGCAGUUGCAGCACGAAACAAACCAAAUUUUAAUCCGUAUCCUAAAUAACUAAGCCCAUUUAGAAAAAAAUAGUUUUAAAAGCAUGUGUUCAACUUUUACAGAUUAUUUACAAUUUUUUUUAUUUUCAAUUUUUUUACACAAAGAAACUUUUUGGCACAAGAGAAACACAAUGACCAAAUGACCUUUCUCGUGCUGUGACGCUUCUCUGUUGAACCGCAAGGUGCGCUUCAAUUAAGUGGCGUGACGCAGACAGGCGUGCGGGACGAGUCGGGGUCUCUCCGUGGGCGCACUCAGAGCGCGCGCACCUGCGUGAGCCCGGCAGCGUCCGCGAUCGAGGAGCCAACCGCAGCCCGCGCGCGAGAGGAGCUGCUCCUCCGCCCGACAGCGACCGCGAGGGAGGGAUUUUGCACGCGCCCGGCGUUCUGCAAUGACUUACUGCCCAUUUCCGUCGGAUUUACAAACUAUGACGAGCUGUCGGUUCGGCGCGGAGCAGCUGUGACCAUCGCGUCCGGACGGACGGACGGACGCCGCCGCGCACGCUCCCCUCGCACAUCCGCACUUGUUGUCGCCCCGUGGGAAACAUGACAUCCAAUUUCGUGGCACAUGUCCUACUCCUGUCCGCACUGUCUACCUGCUCUUUAACAAUCGAGUACGACGAGGACUACGAGGACGUCACAGUGAACCAAAUGCUGGCUCCUAAAUCCCAGGAAACCGACGCCACGGAAAUACUCAACAAUUUACUGAAAGAAUAUGACAAGAAGCUGCGACCGGACAUCGGAGUUAAACCAACUGUCAUAGAUGUGGACAUAUUUGUGAACAGCAUCGGACCAGUGUCGUCAAUAAAUAUGGAAUACCAGAUCGAUAUCAUCUUUGCCCAGACGUGGACAGACAGCCGCCUCAGAUACAACAGCACCAUGAAAAUACUCACCUUGAACAGCAAUAUGGUCGGCCUCAUCUGGCUCCCGGACACCAUCUUCAGGAACUCCAAGAACGCAGACUCCCACUGGAUCACCAUGCCCAACCAGCUGCUACGCAUCUGGAAUGACGGGAAGAUCCUUUACACCCUGAGACUGACGAUAAACGCAGAAUGCCAGCUGCAGCUGCACAACUUCCCGAUGGACGAGCAUUCCUGCCCACUCAUCUUCUCCAGCUACGGAUACCCACGAGAUGAGAUGAUCUACAAGUGGAGGAAGAACUCUGUGGAGGCGGCCGACCAGAAGUCCUGGCGUCUCUACCAGUUCGACUUCAUGGGCCUGAGAAACACCACGGACAUAAUCCAGACGACGGCCGGGGACUACGUGGUGAUGACGGUGUACUUCGACCUGAGCAGGAGAAUGGGCUACUUCACCAUCCAGACCUACAUCCCCUGCAUCCUCACCGUGGUCCUGUCCUGGGUGUCCUUCUGGAUCAAGAAGGACGCCACACCAGCCAGAACGGCUCUAGGGAUAACCACCGUUCUGACCAUGACCACCCUCAGCACCGUGGCCAGGACGUCCCUGCCCAGAGUCUCCUACGUCACCGCCAUGGACCUGUUCGUCACCGUCUGCUUCCUGUUUGUCUUCGCCGCCCUGAUGGAGUACGCCACCUUGAACUACUACUCGUACAGCACUCGGCGGCCGGGCUGCAGGGAGCCUAAAAGACCAAACUACUCGGUGCUGGAUGUGAGAGCCCCGCACACCGUCAUCGCCUUGAACAACUCCAUGUACUGGCAGGACUUCGAGGACGCCUGCGUGUACGAGUGUCUGGACGGGAAAGACUGCCAGAGCUUCUUCUGCUGCUUCGAGGAGUGCAAGGACGGCGCGUGGCGGAGAGGCCGCGUCCACAUAGACCUGCUGGAGCUGGACGCCUACUCCCGCGUCUUCUUCCCCACGUCCUUCCUGCUGUUCAACAUCGUCUACUGGGUGGGCUACCUGUACCUUUAGCACACGGCAGGAGGCUGCUGGUCACGUUGAAACGGGGGGGGAACAGCACAAUUUCACUAAAGGAGUUCAAGUUUAAUCAAGGAAAACCAAAUAACUCUUUCCUGCAGUACCUGAAGCGUUUACACGGGAUAAAGGAGCAGAUUUUUGCUUGUGUGACUUCAGGUAUGACGCAUCACUGAUUCCCUUCCUGUGCUGGCGGAGCGAGGACAGGGUAGACUGUGUGUGUGGGAUGAAACAAGGAAGGAAACACACGUUCUAUCAGUUAGACAUUAUUAUCCAGCCAUCAGUCAAAUCCAGACGAUCAACAUCCAAGGACAUUCAAACCAUUUCUAGUGCCUUCCUCUGGAGGGGUAGAUACUGUCGCUACAGUGAUCAGGGAAUAACAAUUCACAAAAUAAGAGCUUGGCUUUGACUGAUUAUGGCUGAUUGUACUCUGAGCUUGGAGGUUCAUUUCUAAAGCAGCCAUUUGUCGCAGCAAACACAUUACAGGGGGCCCUCAUGGCUUCACGCUGACUCAUUCCUCCUGCUUGAACGCUACCGCUAACCCUGUACAGUCUGACAAACAAGCAGGAAGGAGAAUGUCUGCUUGAAGCAGCAGAAAGGCUUCUACGUAGGUUAGGAAUGAGCCUCCACCAGUCAGCUUUGGAUCACGACAGUUUGUCGGCCUUCACGUUAAGCUUCACGUUCAGCUGAGUGAAUAAGUGACUUUCUCCGUCGACACGAAAGGUUUGAGUGGUCGUAUGUUGAACCUGAAUUCAAUGACUUGUUUGAAGUUGAGCCAAGGAUUCAGCUGAUUCAGACACUGUGGGACGAAGCACGCAGGGAACGCAGGCAGCCGUCCACCGCCGCCAGCUGCUGUUUCUCUGUGUUUGCAGCAUCCAUCGAUGAAGGCGACGUUGCUCCCGAUCGCCCUGGAUGAGCCGCUUCGUUUGUGCGUCGCAGCGAGCACAAACACAAUAAUCUCCACUCGUUAGGACGUCUCGCCUCCGUUUGGCAGCGAUCGCCCGCCGCCCUGAAGCACCGGUGAUGUGUUCACGGACAGAAUGAUGGUUUUAAUAGGAACUGUUUGCACCCUGAUUUGAUUUGCUUGCCAUUAGCUGCCAUUGGAUCAUCUCAGUGGCCCAACCAGAGCUAAUGCAUAUUUACCUCUGAUAAUAAGCUCAGUUCGGUGAAGGCCACUUCUUUGCCUUGGGCAGCAGAUCUAAUGUUUUCUUUUUAUUGUCUUUGCUACGUCUGCACCCCCUAAAAUUGUUCAUUCACUGACCACGAAGCACAUUACACAGUGGAAGAAUAUGACGUACAGUGUAGUUCACAUGACGCUGGCUCUGAGAGAAGCGGAGUAUUUAUUUGCGGGGCUGAUGCAGUGGAUGUUAAGCUGAACCGUCAUUAUUUCCACCAGGAGAUAAGAGUGCAAAGUGCCGCCUACUGUGCCUGCAGACCAACAGGAUGCUGAAUGGAAGCAGCUCGUUGUGUCUCCUCAACAAGCACAAACAGAGGUUCUGUUCGUUCCCUGGCAUUCACAGGAACCCGUUUCACACACAAUCACCGCCAGACGUCAGCUGCCACGUGUUGUCGCAGUUCCGUGGUGCGUUCAUGAGCCGCGCGGGCUUGUUGGUUCCAGAUGUGGGCGCGCCGCGAUGCAAUAAGGUUUUCCGAGUGGUGCUAUACUUUACAAUAAGUCUUAUUGUAUUUCCACGUUGAUGUAAAAUAGUAUCGAGUGGUUUUUUUUUGUUUUCUUUUUGAGUCGUUGCUAAGAGGAGAUGACGGAGAUCCCUGGCUCACUUUCACCAGCUGAGUCACCAGGACGCGUGAAGCGUGUCUCUGCCAAAUGGGCCCAGACUGUUAAAAUCAUACAGGCUGUCGAGUAAACGCUCGCUCGUCUCGCUCCGUGUUGUGGGGAAACACUGCAGCGACGGAGGCAAGACGGCUUGAAGGUUUGAAUCAGGAAGACAAAGUUCAUUCUGACCACGUUCCUGUAAUAUCUCAUGUAAACUACUUAAAAGACGUUUCAUGUGCCUGUUACUGUAUGUAGAUCGCACAUAAGGUUCUGUGUUGCUCCGUUCUGUUCUGUUUUCUAUGUCCGUUUGAUUAGGCCUCAUGAAACAUGUGGACGAACUGAUUGAGAGUUUAAAGUCACACAGCGGGUUUUUCUGUCUGCCUUUACGCUCAGAAGACGCUCGUUGUUGGUUCCACCUCCAACCCAAACCCCCUCCUAUCACACGUUCCUACAAAUGUUCAGCCCAUCCUGCUGGAUACGAGACCUCAACAGGCUGGUCACCGGUGUCUCGUUCUCCACUUACUGAUACAUCAUGCGUUUGUGGACUGCAGACAGGCUUCUGCAUCCAUGGUGCCUUCACACCCGGCACGAACACUUAAGCCCCUUAGUCCUGUGCACAGUGUGUUGAUGGCAGCCUGGAUGGGCCAAAUGUAGAGCGCACUGACCACAGAAUAUAUGUGAUAUGUGAUGUAAACACAAACGACACAAUUCAUAUCCAACUAUUAUUUUGUGCUUUUUAGGAUUCUCUCACCUGUGUUGUACAGUACGUUGCUUUAAAACGCUGUCACCUGUUACAUCAGGAGUAUUUAGCCUUUGUAUGAGUGUGAUGCAGGCAUCAGACUCCAUAUCCAGUACAGGAGGUGUGUCAGUGCAAUCACAAAUACUGUUUUAAUCACACACAAAGGUUUAAGCCUGACAUGUAGUCGGAGCCUUCCAUGUCUUUGUCCAGCUGGACGGCGCUCAUCCUCUGGGAUUAUCUUCACAGACACUGGGCUAAACUCAAGGGCGGGGACCGGUGCUGGGAUGUGCUGCCGGGCCAGAACGGCCAUGUGUGCGGCUCCUGACUGAAGCGGGGAGCCGGCGCUGAGCCCUGUGGCAUCUGUGCCAAGGAUCAGCAGAUGGGAACACGCACGUAGACGCGAGGCCGUCUGCGGCUAAUGAGCUCCUUGUGAAGAAAGUUGUAAAUUGCUGUGAUUUGGAAAGUUUUGUCAAAUAAAGAGAGGGACUUUUCAGAGUGUUAGUGACUCGCAGUACAAUAAACACUGGAGCGAUACCAAGCCCCACUCAGCAAAUAUUAUUGUGAUGAAUAAACCAAAGAUAUUUCUCUUUCAGUCUAGUUUAUUCCCUUCUUGGUAAAAUCACAAGCAUCAGGUUUCUCCACAUCUUUGCUGUGAAGUGUCACUUGAGUGGAACUAAUUGAAGAUGGAUCGUGUCAUAUUAUUAUUUGUGGGACAAAUGUUCUUCAUCCAGUCAGAAGCUGUUUAUGUUUCUGUUGACUCUCUCCCUUUCAACUAGCUGUACACGCUUUGUGCUUGGUCCCUUCACACGCGUGGCUUCUCUGUGACAUAUACUGCGGUGGAUUCCUCAUUACUCAGUGGUACAGUCAAGUGCUUGAGACCGUGUUGAGGCCGUACUUCUCGACAGCGUGGCGUCCUGUGAGUGGGCUGGUUUUAAUGCUACAGCGUCUGCAGUACCUUUCUGAUGCCCGUGCUAUUUUCAUACCUACAGUACGGUUUCUUUUGUAUCUGAAAUGUGCAUUACAACCAAUGAAGACAAUAUGGAAUAAAGUUUUUAUCAUAAAUGUA